AUGGAUUUGGGUGGAGAAGAUACUGGUGUGGCAGAAAUGGGACCGUCGGACAGAAAAUCUGAAACAUCACGUCUGGUGGCUCCAAAUACUGAAACCUCGCCAAGUUAUUUGAAUAUUUUGUCAAAUAUAUGCGGUCUGGUAUUCCUGGGCAUCAUUUUAUACUGUUGUUUUAAAGACGAUGUGACGCUGUUUUCGUUCCAUCCAACUUUAAUGACACUUGGGUGGAUGUUAUUCAUGACAUCGGCAAUGCAUGCUCUUACUCCUGGUGAUCUUGCGACAGGCUGGAUGCCUAUACGACUAAAGAGUGCUCGUCAUUGGAUUCUUCAAGUCAUAGCUGGUACUAUAAUAUUAACUGGAUUCAUUGUAAUUGUAACUAACAAAUUUAUUAACAGUGCUUAUCACUUUACCAGUUACCAUGGUAAAUUUGGAUUGACAUCAUUCAUUUUCCUCUUGAUGACCAUGUUGGGAGGUUUAGGUGCUCUUAAUAGUUUGAAAUUAAAACAUUACCUGCCCCCAAUAUACACAAAAUUGAUCCAUACAUCAGCUGGUCUACUGACAUUCUGUUUAGGGGUAACCACUAUUUUACUGGGCUUCUUCUCGAAUUGGUGGAAGAAGGAUAAUCCACAGUGGUUGACAAUUCUCUGCUUUGUUUUGGUGCUUAUUAGUAUGAUAACAACAACAUUGAGGCCCAUUUUAAAAAUAUACAUUCGUCUGCGGGAACGGUUAGACAUCCAAAAUUAA
Messenger RNA from Spodoptera littoralis (African cotton leafworm), 741 nucleotides. The record is from the annotation of a GenBank genome assembly. NCBI's taxonomy places the organism in Eukaryota, Metazoa, Arthropoda, Insecta, Lepidoptera, Noctuidae.